Molecule: messenger RNA, 1095 nt
Organism: Cyphellophora europaea CBS 101466
Lineage: Eukaryota; Fungi; Ascomycota; Eurotiomycetes; Chaetothyriales; Cyphellophoraceae
Exons: 1
Coding region: 1-1095 (364 amino acids)
Source: RefSeq, a predicted model, not a curated record
AUGUUGAGGAGUAAAUGGCUCGCCUCAUUUCGGCAGCGGCAAGAAUGUCCAAAUUCCUCAGCCGAGGAUGUUCCGGCCAUCGACACACAAUCUAUCCGAGCUGGGGGCGACCCCAUCCGCACAUUCAUGGAGAUUGGCGACAGCGGCGCGACACAUCGUUGUCCACAGGCAGAUCUUGUGGUGGCUCACUUCGAAAAGGCCGAACGAUCACGUUUGCCUCUGGUUCGGGAGCAUUCUCAACCGGUAGCCCUGGUGUAUGACCACGUGUUUCGGGGUGAGAGUUGGGAAUCAGGACCUUCUAAUGGCGCAUUCACAGCCGACCAGCUCUGCAGUCGCUUGAGAGCACCACGACCUCGAUAUUCGCGUGCUGGUGCCACGGCGCGUGGCAAAUCUACUCCACAGGUUGGAACGCCCCCACAACUCGAGCAACGAAUGCAACCUAAAGGAUACACAGAGGGCCCAGAGCCCAAUACUGAACGGAGGAUCGUCUUUAUCACAGAUCUGGAUAAGCGAACUGCAUCUGCAGUAGCUUCUGCUGCGCCAGCCAAUCAAGUCACUCCUCUACAGAAUGCCUUAUAUCGACACUGCGCCGCAGGACAGAACUAUAUUGGCAUGGCUAUACCUCCACUCUUUCUGCCGAUAUUCGAACUUGCCUUUCAUCUCCCUCUUCAGUCGUGGCAGCUUACGCGGGGUUCUGAUAUCCCACGCGGCAGUAGGGACGUAGCAUUUCUGGAUUUGCAGAAUGGGGAGCGCGCGCACGUGUGCACAGCGAAGUUCAGCUGCGUGGUUACCGGCAUAGACGAGUGGCGCUGGAUAGCAUACUGCUUCAUAGACACACUUUACGAUCCUACCGACGAUCGUGAAAGCGUUGAGGACUAUGUUCACGAUGGUGAAGGCAUGUCCCCCUUCCGGAUGGCCAUGGACCCUUGCACCCACGGCCGGCAUCCUCUCGAACCACCUGUACGAGACCCUAGAAAGUGGUUUCUCAUGGUUCUUGAGGCACGGCUACUAUCGAGCAACAAGGAAUGGUUGCAUUUGAUUCAUAAGAUAGAGGAGAGCAUCGAAUCGUUCGAAGAGGUGAGCCAAGUCCCCUGA